CUCGGCAAACAUACAGCUUUACUUUUGUGGAGGAAUGUGCCUGGCCUAACAUCUAGAAACUCAUCUCUUGCCGACAAUGGCGAAAAAAGGACACAUCUACUGAUCUACGGGCUUUCUCCCACGCAAAAAUUCUCCAGAUGGCAUGACCAAACUGGAACGAGUCCGAGCCAGCCCAUAUCUGACCAGAUCAAGUCCUGCAUCACAGCUUCAAUCUGGUUUGGAAAACUUCUCACCAUUUCUGUAUCCUACCCCCUAUAUAUAUAAACAGCCACGCACAAGCAGAUAUGAUCGCAGCAAGAAGCAGCAGGCAGCACCAGCACACGUCAAGAUGAAGCUUCACGCCGCCGUGGCCGCUUCCCUCCUGGCCCUGGCCGCGGCCGCGUCGGCGGCCGGCGCCGUCACGUUCGACGCGACGAACACGGCGUCCGGCACCCCCGGCGGGCGGCGCUUCGACCAGGCCGUCGGCCUCGGCUACGCCAAGCGGGUCCUCUCCGACGCGUCCGCCUUCAUCUGGCGCACCUUCGACCAGCGCAGCGCCGCCGCCCGCAAGCCCGUGGCCGCGGUCACCCUCGUCGUCGAGGACAUCGGCGGCGUGGCCUUCACGAGCGGCGACGCCAUCCACCUCAGCGCCCGGUACGUCGGCGGCUACCCAUCCGGCGGCGACGUCAGGGCCGAGGUGACCGGCGUGCUGUACCACGAGGCGACGCACGUGUGGCAGUGGGACGGGCGGGGGGCGGCGAACGGCGGCCUCGUCGAGGGCAUCGCCGACUACGUCCGGCUCAAGGCCGGGUACGCGCCGGCGCACUGGGUGAAGCCGGGGCAGGGCGACCGGUGGGACCAGGGGUACGACGUCACGGCGAGGUUCCUGGAUUACUGCGCCUCGCUCAAGCCGGGGUUCGUGGCGCAGCUCAACGCCAAGAUGAAGGACGGGUACAGCGACGACUUCUUCGCGCAGAUCACGGGGAAGAGCGUGCAGCAGCUGUGGCAGGACUACAAGAAGAAGUAUGGGGGCUGAUGGGGGAUAGGUAGGUGGUCAGGAUACUGUUGCUUACUAUGCUGAAUAAUAAUAAUGUUCAAAAUGGCUUGAUGCCAGUUUGUGAUGUGAAAAAAAGGAAACAAAAUGAUGUAUAAAAUAAAAUAAAUAAACUUUCGAUAAGGUAUUGUUGAGCGUGGAACAA
Messenger RNA from Panicum virgatum (switchgrass), 1178 nucleotides. RefSeq lists its product as uncharacterized. The record is from RefSeq and is a predicted model, not a curated record. NCBI's taxonomy places the organism in Eukaryota, Viridiplantae, Streptophyta, Magnoliopsida, Poales, Poaceae. The transcript has a single exon. Bases 143 to 1015 code for a protein of 290 amino acids.